AUGGCAAUCUCGACGUUCAUCAUCUCUUUGCUGGGCUGCAUGGCUUCGGUGUUUAUGGAGCACUACGCGUCAACCCUGGACAGCUUCCCGCUGACGGUGGUCAUCGAGGUAGCGCUACAAGUUCUGCGAUUGCUGCCUUCCUUUUCGUACUCCAGGGGCAUGACGAAGCUGUUGCAGCUUGCCAGUGAGAACUUCAUCUGCCGCAACGGUGGACAAGUGCUCGAGGCCGCCUGCUUCGCCAAGACCGCCGAGUCAAAGCUCUCGUUGAAACAAUGCUGUGCGCGCGUAUACUUCCCAGAGAAAACGUCAGAACCGAAGAUGAUAUCAACUUCUUCACAGGCUGCCAAGCGCGAGGACACGGACGUAUACAAGGAGGACAAGCUGAUCACUGGCAUACUCUACCAGCGCCUGCCGCCGCCACAGGGAGUCAGCCCAGCAAUGAUUGUCUGCCGAUUGGAGAAGGCGUACGGCUACGUCGACACCAACGUGGUGCUGAAGGGCCUGAGUUUCACCGUAAGACCCUCCGAGUGCUUCGGUCUCCUUGGCGUCAACGGUGCCGGUAAAACGACUACGUUCAAGAUACUCACGGGCGAGGUACUUCCGCACAAUGGCGACGCCUUCGUUAACGGAUUCUCAGUCGUGAACGACGUGACCCAGUUCCGUCGCUACCUGGGCUACUGUCCCCAGCGCGAUGGACUUUUAGACUCGCUGACUGGCGUGGAGACCCUGAUCUUGUACACCCGACUGCGUGGCAUCGCGCUCACCCAGGAGUACCUCAACACGCUGCUCUCUAUUUUUCACCUGGAGGACAUCGCUGACCAGCUUGUGUCGAGAUACAGUGCCGGCAACCGGCGCAAGUUGUCCAUGUGCAUCUCGAUGAUCGGCAUGCCUAAUGUGCUGCUCCUGGACGAACCCUACGCUGGCGUUGGGACCACAUCGCGGAAGCGCAUCGUGAAUUACCUCAGCGCACUCCAGCGUGUCGCCAAGAUGUCCAUCGUGCUGACCUCGCACAGCCUUUCGGACGUGGAGUUUCUCUGCAACCGCGUCGCCAUCCUGGGGAAGGGAAAGCUGCAAUGCCUCGGCUCGGUGGCGCACCUCAAGGAUAAGUUCGGCAAGGGCUACACCAUCACGGUGAAGACGUACCCGGAUAAGAAGGAAGACAUUCUCUACCAUCAAGACGUGGCACAUGCCGUGCUCAAGAACUUCCGCGAUGCGGAGCUCGUCCACAGCUUCGAGGGCUUGCUCGAGUUCCGGAUGUCCCGAAUCCAAAUGCUGUGGAGUGAAAUGUUCACGCGCAUGUCUCGCAUCAAGAAACGCUUCAAGUUGCAAGACUUCUUCAUCACAGACACAUCGUUGGAGCAGAUAUUCCUCAGCGUUACGCGGAAGGAGGCCAGUGAGGCAGCCGCCAAGGAAGCCGCCAAGGCGAUCGAGCCCACGGCCAACGCACUUGCGACUACCAUUGGGAUUUUAUGAGUUGCUCAGUAAAG
Dermacentor andersoni is the source of this 1487-nucleotide messenger RNA. RefSeq names its product phospholipid-transporting ATPase ABCA3-like. Gene Ontology annotation, biological process: transmembrane transport; lipid transport. Gene Ontology annotation, cellular component: membrane; intracellular membrane-bounded organelle. Gene Ontology annotation, molecular function: ABC-type transporter activity; ATP hydrolysis activity; lipid carrier activity. The record is from RefSeq and is a predicted model, not a curated record. NCBI's taxonomy places the organism in Eukaryota, Metazoa, Arthropoda, Arachnida, Ixodida, Ixodidae.